GGACGGCCAAACAUUAUUAAGACUAGUAGCUCAAGCGCUGGCUUAAUUCCUUGCUUGCUCUAGCCGCACACCACCCGCCUCUCCAUCUCCACACAACAGUACUCGCAGACUCUAAACCGAGUCGCCCAACGAGAUGGCCGGCUUCGCUAAGACGCUCAUCGUAGCCAUCGUCGUCUGCAUUAUCGUGGUCGUGGUAGUGACUGGCCUUUUAAUCUUCAUCGCCCUCAACUGGUCUAAGAUAUUACGUCGUGUUACUCCCGACCGUUGGGCAUCGCCGCCGAGCGAGAAAUCUACCUGGCCGGAGCCGAGGCCGUCCAGCGAAAUCGUCUCCUCGUCGCCUGUUACGUCUACAAGAUCGUCGAGAUUCAGUGCCGAUCCGAUGAUGACCAAAUUCACGUCAGAGCACGGCGAGGGUAUAACGCCCCCUCCCAAUGUGAAGAUUUGAGAGGAUAGACUUCAUACCACCUCUUCCGAUAUGAGGUACGAGUUACGAGAUAUGACUAGGAUUUUUGUAUAUAAGGCAUCAUCGGAGAAGAUAUUGCCUAUGGGCUGGUUUAAGGUGCGAUUACAUGGUUCAGCAUCACUGCACUGCACUGCUAGGCGUUUUGGAGUUGAGCGAUAGCCUCAUUGUAUAAAGGGGUCACUAUAUGGGGUCAUAGGGCAAGAUGGAGAGGUCGUAUAUCCAGCUAUAAGGCCCGACGACUACGGAGUAUAAUAAUAAUCGCAUUAAGGACAUGGAAUGAGAUUGUUAUACUAUAUCAAAGUGGUUUUGGGGAUCCAAUGUGAUUUCGAGCUUGGACGAACUUCCGAAGACGUCCCC
Molecule: messenger RNA, 820 nt
Organism: Annulohypoxylon truncatum
Lineage: Eukaryota; Fungi; Ascomycota; Sordariomycetes; Xylariales; Hypoxylaceae
Exons: 1
Coding region: 134-445 (103 amino acids)
Source: RefSeq, a predicted model, not a curated record